Centropristis striata (black sea bass) is the source of this 1977-nucleotide messenger RNA. RefSeq lists its product as uncharacterized. The record is from RefSeq and is a predicted model, not a curated record. Gene Ontology annotation, biological process: D-serine catabolic process. Gene Ontology annotation, molecular function: D-serine ammonia-lyase activity. The transcript has 10 exons. NCBI's taxonomy places the organism in Eukaryota, Metazoa, Chordata, Actinopteri, Perciformes, Serranidae. Bases 191 to 1303 code for a protein of 370 amino acids.
UAUUCAAUAAUAUUUAAUAUUCUAUCAGUGAACAUCCAAACCCGGCGGUCCGGAGGUUUGGCCGCUCGAGGACACCGUAGUUUGAACUCACUAGUAACGUGACUGAAACAUCCAUAGAGAUCUAUGAAAACAUCUCCAAACCUGCUCCAAACCAGCCAGAAACUACAAUCACUGACAAACGUGUGCCAGUAUGGAGGGAGAGCCCCUCUCCUCCCUGUGUUCUCCUGCUCUGGUGGUGGAUGUGGACGUUGUGAAGAGAAACGCCCAGAGGAUGAUCCAACGCUGUCACAGUUUAGGAGUCCAGCUAAGACCACACAUGAAGACCCAUAAAACCAUUGAGUGUGCUGACAUCAUGACAGCUGGAUCACGGAGGUGCAUCGUAGUUUCCACCCUGGCGGAGGCCCGUUUCUAUGCCGACCACGGGUUUGAUGACAUCCUGUAUGCGUACUCUCUUCCCUUUGAUAAGGUGGAGCGUUGUGCAGCUCUCUCUGAGCGUCUGGAUCUCUUCCAGGUCUUACUGGACCAUCCUGAUGCUCUGGAUCAGCUCAAAAACAGACCGCUGAGAGACGGCCGGCUGUGGCACGUCUGGCUCAAACUGGACUGUGGCAACGGGAGAGCUGGCGUCCUGCACUCAGAGCCUGAGGCGCUCCGAUUGGCUCAGGCCAUCAGCGGGUCGGAGGGCGUGGAGCUGACGGGAGUGUACGCUCACUGUGGGAACAGCUACAACUGCAGAGGAGUGGAGCAAAUCCAGGCUGUCGCUACGGAAACCACUCAGCUGACUCUGCAGUUUAUGGAGAAACUGAAGGCUGUUGGUAUCAGCUGUAAGUCCAGCAUCGGCUCCACUCCGUCCUGCAGUCACCCAGUCAGAGACAUGGCCCAGCUCAGUGAGGUGCAUCCUGGGAACUACGGCUUCUACGACGUGCAGCAGUCUGUGAUUGGUUCCUGCAGCGUGGAGGACGUGGCUGUGAGGGUUUUGACCAGAGUCAUCGGUCAUUGUCCUCACAGGAACCAGCUGCUGGUGGACUGUGGCUGGGCCGCUCUCAGUCUGGAUGGAGCUGGGAAACUUCCCACUGGAUAUGCUGUGAUUGAAGGACACCCAAACCUCAAGUUGUUGUCGAUGACCCAGGAGCACGGCAGAGUGGAGCCCAUCUCCGGACCGCUGGACUACAGCAGAUAUCCUCUGGGCUCACUGCUCAAACUCAUCCCCUACCACUCGUGUGCCACAGCGGCGAUGCAUCCUGUCUACCACGUUCACUCUGGAGGUCGUCUGCUGGGGACGUGGACGCCGACACGCGGCUGGUGAACCACCAACAACAUUUAAGUGAAGAGAUAUUCCAAACACCCGGAUUAAAUAACGUAUCAUACUUUUUGUAUUCCCCCAAUUGUUCUGUGUUGUCUCCUCAUCAUUUCAGUAAUGCUGCCUCGUUGUUGUUGUUUUUUUCAAAUCAGUCAAAUAUUAUUUUGUAUUUCUACUCUAUUACAGUUUGUAGGUAAUUAUUGUACUUUUUUUAGCCCGUUACAUUUAUUUGACAGCUUAAGUUACUUUGCCGAUUUUGAUUUUUAAAUACAAAAUAUGAAUCCAAAUUAUAAUCUGAUAUAAUAAUAUAGGUUAAACCACCAAGCAGUAUAUAGAAUAAUUAAAUUUAGCUCCACCUUUACCAGCCACAUCAUUAAAGUAUUCUACUGUAUUGAUUGAUACAUCAAUAAUUAUAAUAUAAUUCAGUUAUAUAAUGCAUAUUCUGAGAUUGGACCAUUGUCCACAAUGUGUACCUACUUUAAGUAUAUUUUGAUGCUAAAACCUCAGUAUAUUGACUUAAGUAUUUUUGAUACAGUAGUAUUGCUUGUGUUGUAGCUGCAUUAUUAAAUGAUCAUAAUACACUUUUAUGAACUUUAACUGUGCAGUGACUUCCACAGAAUCUUUGGAAUACUGGUGGUUAAUUUCUUCUGACUAAAUAAAAUGAUUGUUCUCACUAAUAA